AUGAGCCACACAGCCGGCUCCUGUGCGGAGCUGGUUGAGAGCUGUGCCCCGCAUGUGGCAGGGAUGGCACAGGAAGACGGCCGGCGUGCCCCGGUGCCAUCGACCUUCUAUCAUGGUGCCAGCCAGGAACUCGACCUGUCCACCAAAGUGUACAAGAGGGAGUCGGGCAGCCCUUACUCCGUGCUAGUGGACAGCAAGGUGAGCAAGCCGCAUCUCCACGAGGCAGAGGAGCAGCCGUAUUUCAGGGAGACAAGAGCCGGGCCGGACGCGCACGCCGUUAAGGAAGACCGCGAGAAUUCUGACGACAUGGAGGAGGAGGAGGAGGUCUCUUACAAAAGGGAGCAGAUCAUAGUGGAGGUAAACCUUAAUAACCAAACAUUAAAUGUGUCUAAAGGGGAAAAGGGUGUCUCUUCUCAGUCCAAAGAGACUCCUGUUCUUAAGACAAGCAGCGAGGACGACGAGAGCGAGGAGGAGCCCACCGACAACAGCAGUGACUAUGGGGAGAACACGAGGCACAAGAAGAAGGAGAAGGCGGCGGAGAAGGCCUGCGUCGCACAGAGGAGGACGCGGAGAGCCGCCUCCGUGGCCGUGGCCGCCGCCGCCGCCUCCCCCGCGCCCAGAGCCACACGCGGCCGCAGGAAGAGCGCAGAGCCCCCCAAGCGGAAGAAGCGGGCUGCCAAGGAGCCCAGAGCCCCCGUCCAGAAGGCCAAGUGCGAGGAGAAGGAGACUCUGACCUGUGAGAAGUGCCCCAGGGUGUUUAACACGCGCUGGUACCUGGAGAAGCACAUGAACGUGACUCACAGGCGCAUGCAGAUCUGUGAUAAGUGUGGCAAGAAGUUUGUCCUGGAAAGUGAGCUGUCCCUCCACCAGCAAACAGACUGUGAGAAAAACAUCCAGUGUGUUUCCUGUAACAAAUCAUUCAAGAAACUCUGGUCCCUUCACGAACAUAUCAAGAUCGUCCAUGGAUAUGCAGAAAAGAAAUUCUCCUGUGAAAUCUGUGAGAAGAAAUUCUACACCAUGGCCCAUGUGAGGAAACACAUGGUUGCGCACACGAAAGACAUGCCUUUUACAUGUGAAACCUGUGGGAAAUCGUUCAAACGCAGCAUGUCACUCAAGGUGCACUCCUUGCAGCAUUCUGGAGAGAAGCCCUUCAGAUGUGAGAACUGUGACGAGCGGUUCCAGUACAAGUACCAGCUGCGCUCGCACAUGAGCAUCCACAUCGGCCACAAGCAGUUCAUGUGCCAGUGGUGCGGCAAGGACUUCAACAUGAAGCAGUACUUCGACGAGCACAUGAAGACGCACACUGGAGAGAAGCCCUUCAUCUGUGAAAUCUGUGGCAAGAGCUUCACCAGCCGCCCCAACAUGAAGCGGCACCGCAGGACUCACACCGGCGAGAAGCCCUACCCGUGCGACGUGUGCGGCCAGCGCUUCCGCUUCUCCAACAUGCUCAAGGCGCACAAGGAGAAGUGCUUCCGGGUCACCAGCCCCGUGACCCUGCCGCCGGCCGCGCAGGUGCCCCUGACGGCCGCCCCCGCGCCCUCCGCGGUGACCACGUCCGCCGCCCCGGCCCCCGCCCUCAACAUGAACCCCGCCGGCGCGCUGCCCCCGCGGCCCGUCCCGCACCCCUUCUCGCACCUGCACCUGCACCCUCACCCCCACCACCCGCACCACCUGCCCAUCCCGCCCGUCCCGCACCUGCCCCCGCCCCCCGCGCUCUUCAAGAGCGAGCCCCUGAACCACCGCGGCCCGGGCCAGGGCGAGGACACCUUCCUGCGGCACCUGGCCGACAAGAACGGCGCGGCCCCGCACCACUGA
Messenger RNA from Pipistrellus nathusii (Nathusius's pipistrelle), 1815 nucleotides. The record is from the annotation of a GenBank genome assembly. Lineage: Eukaryota; Metazoa; Chordata; Mammalia; Chiroptera; Vespertilionidae.